AUGAAACAUAAAACUGAUGCUAUGCUUGGUGGAACAUUUUUUCGGCUUGUUAUUUAUCAGGUAAUUUUUUCUUUGAAUGAAUGAUACCAGACUAUUUUUGUUCAAAUUUCAGUUUUAUGCUGAUCUCAUUUUCUUCAUUGAAUUUUCAAUUUCUAUGAGAUUUCGAAAAUAUUCUGACUUAUACACAUUGUUUGAAAUAAAUGAUUAUUUGUAUGGAAUUAUUCCUCGGACUUUGUCAGCUAUUCACUAUUAUAUAAAAGUGAGUUAUUUCAUAUGUAUAUAAAAAUAUUUCAAAUCAAAAGAAGUAUUUAAGAUAGUUGUAUACAUUGGAUAUAUGUUAUUUGGUCUAAAUCGACUUUUAAUAGCUUUAAAUGUAACUUCAAUGAAAAGAGAAAGUUAUGCCGUAUGGUCUUCAAAGGUACAUUUUCGUGUCAAACUUGUUCAGUGGAUUUUUCCCAUUUUCGCCGUUAUUCCUAGUCACGGACUACCAAGCUUCACGUUUUAUUUUGUUGUUUCUGCUACCUCUAUUAGACUGAAUAAUGAUGAAGUUUCAACAUUGGUAGGUUAAAACUGCGUUUAAUUUUUAAAAUUAACUUGAAAAUUUAGAUAAUUGCUUAUAUCGAUGGUUUUUGUUCCACAUUUACAUGUAUUUUUUGCAUUCUUUGUUAUCUAUUCACUUGUGGUUUGCUUCGAAAAAACUUGAAAAAAACAUCGACAGUCCAAGUUUUCAAAAAAUCGACCUCACAAUCGAGCGCUGAAAAAGGCCUCUUGAUUUCAGCUGUUUUAUCGUUCUUUGUUUUAAUGCUCAACACUUCAAUACAAAUAUCAAAAGUAAUUACAUCAUGGCUUGCUGUUACUAACAUAUUCACAAUUUAUGACCUUUCGUAAGAGUUUUGAAAAAAAUUCAAGUUUCCAAGUUUCACACUUUAUUAGGUACCCUCUGAACGAUCUGAUGUAUUCACAUUUUCCUUGGGUUCUCUUGAUCACAUCAUCUGUUCUACGAAAACAAUUGAUUUAUGACAUUAAAAUGUUCAUCAGAAGGUUGUAUGACAAAAAUUCUAAUUAUUCAAUCACUAAUACAAAUAUUUAAGCUCGCUCAAACUUGAUGAAGCUUCAAUGAGUCUUGGAAGACAUGGCACAACUCAAAUGACACGUGGAACCUCAAGAAGUGAACCUUGA
Caenorhabditis angaria is the source of this 1179-nucleotide messenger RNA. Lineage: Eukaryota; Metazoa; Nematoda; Chromadorea; Rhabditida; Rhabditidae. The record is from the annotation of a GenBank genome assembly.